Messenger RNA from Tetrahymena thermophila SB210, 462 nucleotides. RefSeq names its product transmembrane protein, putative. Lineage: Eukaryota; Ciliophora; Oligohymenophorea; Hymenostomatida; Tetrahymenidae. The transcript has a single exon. The record is from RefSeq and is a predicted model, not a curated record.
AUGAUUAUCUACAUCAUCAAACCUAUCUAUCAUUUUUUAAAGCUCUUGUAGCUAAACAUUUCUUUUACUGUCUACCUAACCUAAGAAAUCAUUAAAUUUAUUAGAAUCGAAUUUUUCACUAUCUUCAAAGUAUUUUUUUAAUUCAUUUCUUUCAAACUACUUAUUGUAGAAUUCUAUCAACUCAUUUUUUCCUAUCUCAAACUUAUCUAUUUUAUUAAGUUCUAUUUGCUAAGAGUGUUUAAUAGCUUGGUUGACUUAAUCUUAUAAUGUUUCAUAAUAUUUAAUGAUUUUGUUUUUAAUUACUUCUUGUUUAUUAGUUUUAGAAUGAGUAGAAAGAUAUUCUAGCUAAUUGUUAGUAAUAUCCAUAGGCCAAUUUUGAAUUGGUAAAUGUUCUUCUUAAAGUAGAAUAUCUUAAAUAUACAAGUAGCUUUCAACUUUCUAUUAUUUAAGUAGACAAACUGA